GGCAGAUGCUGUGCUAGUCACGGAAAGAAAAGUCGCCUUUAGUUACGUGGUUGUUCUGGUGGCCAAGGUGCUGAUCUCGGGUCUCCCACGGGGGGUCUUUGGUACGGGACGUGGUGCUACUGCUGCAAGUAGUCGCCAAGGGUCGUGCUGGUUUUGUUGUCUGUGUGGAAUCAGAAGUCGAGGGUAAAUUGCCUUGUUUGUAAGCUGCUCUUCCUCUUUAUCACCGAGAUCCUCAUCUUUACCGCGGUAUCGAACAAGAUGUCUGCAACAAUGGAGCCUACCCUUUCAUCCAAACUCAAGGCUAUCUUCCCCUCGUCGUCGACCGAGCAAGGAACGACAACCCUGUCAGCUGACCAGAACUACCUCAUUGGGCUUCGUGGCCUGCUUGUAUUCCAAUCAUUUCUCUACGUAUUCUUCCAGACCUUUCUCCCAGCCGCCCUUCCAGACUCGAAGAAUGUCGAUGGCCCGGCGUACCAGGUCGCACUUCGAAAGUCAUUUUCAGUAAUCUUUGCCAACGAGGCAUUGAUCUACUCAUGGAUUAUCUUCCUCUCUGCGCGAACUAUCUGCUUACCUUACCUCGCCAACAAGACGCGUGAGGUCGGCGCAUCGAGUGUCUUCCGCCGUGGCAUCAGAUUAUGGAUUCCGACUUUCAUCGCCUACUCUUUUGCGGCAGCGGCAUUCAGCACAACCUCGACCGACUACAUCUCUGACUUCUUGGCCUCUACUGGCAACAUCUCCACCAUCGCGCCGAUGCGGAUCCAGAACUUCUUGGUUUACUUCAACUCCCUUUUUGAGAUUUUCUGGGUCAACAAGCGUUACGCUAGUCAAGCCGCCAACGAUGUCUUCCCAUCUGGUACGCUUUGGAUAGUUUCCGUGCUCUUCCAGCAAAGCUAUACCGUCUACAUCACCAUGGUCAUUGUUCCGAAUACACGCACCUCAUGGCGAGUAAAGGCUAUGCUAGCUUUCAUCGUAGCAGCGUUCUGGGUGCAGAGCUGGGCCUGGUACAGCAUUACCGGCCUAAUCAUUGCUGAUGCGGUCCUCAACAUGGACUUCAAGACCCGGUCCCAACGAGGAUUCAAGAUCGGCAACUUCGGUAUCCCAGUCUGGCCACUUUACGCCGCGAUGGUCCUUACCGGUGUUGUACUGCAGUUCGUCUUCAUCUCCGGGAAAACAGACAUGCGCGACAACGAGCUAUGGGGCCACACCGCGCUGUACGAUGACGGAUUUCUGAACGAGAACAUAGAUCUAGACCAGCCCAUGGCGAGGGUUGACAACUACCUCAUCAUCCUCGGGUCGAUGCUUCUGAUUGAGACGUUCGAAUUGCCUCGAGCUAUCCUCCGCGGAGGCUUCUUCGUCUCGCUAGGCAAGAGGAGCUUUAGCUACUUCCUCGUCCAAUCCAUACUCAUCUACACCGCCGGUAUCAAGUUGUACACGCACAUGGCCGACGCCGGCAUGAAAGAUUCUCUGAGCACUUUUGUCUGCUUCUUGGUCUGCGCACCGCUCGUCGCUAUAGUGGGAGAGAUUUUCUACCGUCUUGUUGAUUUGCCGAGCAUAAUUUUGGCCAGAGGAUUCUGGGCGUUCAUGACGACAUAGGUGGCGGCAACGGCGCGCUACCGGCACGUGUUUCGGGCCAUCAUCAGCCACAUUUCUUGACAUCUCGCUUACCAGCCGCGCAGCUUCUCUUCUCAUUCACACUUGAGCUGUGCUCGGGGAAACAUUACCCGUCACAUCGCCCUUGCACAAGACAUGUGGCGAGAAGCUCACUGCUCGACAAGCCUUUCUCAAUAGCUCGGCAUGUUCUUAGGAGACA
Messenger RNA from Alternaria rosae, 1810 nucleotides. RefSeq lists its product as uncharacterized. The record is from RefSeq and is a predicted model, not a curated record. The coding region runs from base 259 to 1593 and encodes 444 amino acids. Lineage: Eukaryota; Fungi; Ascomycota; Dothideomycetes; Pleosporales; Pleosporaceae. The transcript has 2 exons.